Molecule: messenger RNA, 603 nt
Organism: Rosa chinensis
Lineage: Eukaryota; Viridiplantae; Streptophyta; Magnoliopsida; Rosales; Rosaceae
Product: phosphatase IMPL1, chloroplastic
Exons: 5
Coding region: 1-603 (200 amino acids)
Biological process (GO): signal transduction; inositol metabolic process
Molecular function (GO): inositol monophosphate 1-phosphatase activity
Source: RefSeq, a predicted model, not a curated record
AUGCGAUAUUUCCUUGUUCCCUUCUAUUUGAAAAGCAAUUAUGUUCAGGUAGAGUUUGUCGGAGGCCCAGUGUGUUGGAAUACUCGCAUCUUUUCUGCGAGUGCUGGCUCACCCUCUUCCAUAUUUCAGGUGGAACGAUCUCUUCUUGAUUCUGGGUUUGAUUAUGAGCAUGAUGAUCCAGGGGCCACGAACAUAGAACCAUUCAAGGAGUUCACUGACGUCAGCAGGGGUGUCAGAAUGCUCGGUGCUGCUGCAGUAGACAUGUGCCAUGUAGCUCUUGGGAUCGUGGAAGCAUACUGGGAAUAUCGACUCAAGCCAUGGGAAUGGCUUCUGUCUGAGCAGAUAGUUGAGGAAGCUGGAGGAGUGGUUACCUGCAUGGAUGGUGCAAAGUUUUGUGUAUUUGAUAGAUCUGUUUUGGUAUCCAAUGGAGUGCUGCAUGCCAAGGUUAACCUAUCUGCUGCAGUUAUAUCCAUAAUCCAAGAGAAAAAGAUUGUGGAAAUGCAACUUUUGGAGAGGAUUGCUCCAGCAACUGAGAAUUUGAAGAGCAAACAAAUCAAUUUAUCAUUGUGGUAUAAGCCUGAAAACUGCAGGACAGAACUUUGA